CGAAACUCAUCAGAUUUUCGUAAUUCAAACGGAACGUAAAUUGGUAGCAUUGAUAAAAGAAUUUUCCCCAAUUACUCUAGGGUUUCCCGCGAGAUUAUGGAAGCUGAAGGUCAAAAGACGGCCACAAAUCCCUCCGCCAUGCUUGCUGGUCUUCUUUCCAGGAGAGCAAAACUCCAGGAUGAGCUUCGGAAUAUUGAAAAACAGGUGUAUGACAUGGAGACUAAUUACCUACAGGAUCCAAGCCAGUGUGGGAAUGUAUUGAAAGGUUUUGAAGGAUUCCUGUCUGCAUCUAAGAGUACUGCUCUUUUGAAGCGGUCUAGGAAGUUUCAGCUUGAAGAUAGGCUCUUCUCAUUGUCUUCAGUCACCUCCCCUGCUGCUGAAGAGCUUGCAGCUGGACGAGAUGAUGGGAGAUCCGACUUAGGUCCUGGCAGAUCUAAAGGUGGAGCAAUAUAUUCCAAUGGACAAGGAAAACCAAAAAAGGGAAGACCAGCUCCGAGGGAUGCAAAGAGAAUGCGGCAUUCAAGCGAGCAAGAUUUUGACUACGAUGAUGAUCCGGACUUGACAUUGUGAAUGCUGUUAAUGGAUCCUCUGAUGGCGUCUUUGUCAUCUACAGAGUUGAAAGAUGAGUCCCCUAAAUCCUCUUAUUGUACUUCAAGUAGCCAACUUAUCUUCACCAAGGCUAGCGUAGGGAAGUGUAGCCUAUUUAUACAUGUGCUUGGCCAUGCUUGUCCUUGAAUUGUUUUAUAUUAUAAAUGAAGGGGAUAGGAUUCGAAUCUAUGAUCAAUGGAGAGAAUUACUAAUGUUUAACCAUUGGAGCCAUGUUCAUGAUUGUUAUGGAUUGACUAUUCCGGACUUAUGAAAGUGUAUUUAUUAUUAAA
Molecule: messenger RNA, 878 nt
Organism: Cucumis melo (muskmelon)
Lineage: Eukaryota; Viridiplantae; Streptophyta; Magnoliopsida; Cucurbitales; Cucurbitaceae
Exons: 7
Coding region: 97-570 (157 amino acids)
Cellular component (GO): histone acetyltransferase complex
Source: RefSeq, a predicted model, not a curated record